This is a messenger RNA of Thrips palmi, 2090 nucleotides long. RefSeq names its product rabenosyn-5 (gene Rbsn-5). Bases 103 to 1614 code for a protein of 503 amino acids. The record is from RefSeq and is a predicted model, not a curated record. The transcript is spliced from 12 exons. Lineage: Eukaryota; Metazoa; Arthropoda; Insecta; Thysanoptera; Thripidae. Gene Ontology annotation, molecular function: metal ion binding.
UACUUUCGUCCAAGUUAAUUUUUUUCCUGCGUUCAGUGGAACACUCUUUCAGAAAGCUUCAUUAUUUUCAUGACCGGGAUACGGAGUCUUUGAGACUAUAAAAUGGCAGAAGGAGGCGGAAUGGUUUUGGAAGGAUUUUUAUGUCCGGUUUGUAAAGCAGACUUGGGCACUGCAGUUAAACUCUUGUCUCAUUUUGAGAAAGAACAUAAUGAGGACAAAGACGUAUUACAAGCUUUUAAAGAUUUGUUUGGUAAAGCCAAAAAGAAAAUACUGAAAAAUGAAGGCUUGCCAUCUGGGGAUUCAGAUGUUUCCACCAAAUCUCGAAAAGUCAUUGGGUAUUCUCCAAGUUUGUAUGAACCCCAGUGUAUUGGAGCUAUUCGCUCUCACACAAAGUUAUUUGCCUCUGUUCGUAGCCAGCAUUUAGAGCACUAUACUGUAGAGACUAAUAAACUGCUCAUCCGUCUUGAUAAGAUUCUGAGAGAUCUACCUUCAGACCCUCUGAAGAGAAAAGCACAUGAACAAGAAGUUGUACCUUGGGUGGAUGAGAAGAUGGUGCGCCUCUGCCCCAGUUGUAGUAGAUCCUUCCAUUUGGCGAGAAGAAAGCACCAUUGUCGUCUUUGUGGUUUUGUUAUGUGCAAUGACUGCAGUUAUUCGUUAAACCUUGAUGUUGCCCGUAAAAUGACAAGCCCUAUCACCCAGGCUGAGGCAUCAAGUGACACCCAUGGUUCAUCUGUGCCUACUCCAAAAUUAAAACGAUCAAACUCUAGCUCUAGUUUGAAUUCAGUAUUGUCCUUAGUAGAGGGAGUCCACCAAAUAGACACAGGGUUGCGUGUUUGUAAUGAUUGUUUAAGACUCCUUGAAAGCAGGGAGGCUCUGAGGGAGAGUAGAACAGCACGCCCAAUCUUACUUCAGUUUUAUGAGCGACUAAGAAGUUACAUGCAAGAUGCCAAUCAAUUACUUCCAACUUAUAUUUUAAUGUGCAACUCUCUCAGCUGUGGGGAACCUACUUAUCAGCUGAAAGAGGCACAGACAUUGUGGGGAAAGUUGCUUCGAUUAGCAGAACACAUCGACUCUCUUAGCAAAAAGAUACUCGUCUUAGGUAGUGCUGACACUGAAAAUCCACCCAGGGGCAGAGCAUUACUUCUGCAGCAACAAAUACGAGCUGCAGCCACUGCAUUUUUACGUAAUGAGAUGCUAGGACUUCCAACAUUGCCUACAGAAGCAAAGUACUUAGAGAUGCAGGAACAACGCAGGCAGGAGCUUAAAGCUCGCAUACAACAGGAGCAAAUGGAGGCAAUGGCCUCAAUGCAGGCUCAAAAACAGAAAAUUAGAGAAAGAGGCCAAGAGCCAAGUAGAAUUACAUACACCAAGGAUCGGGAUAAUGUUCACCAAGAUACUGUCUUACUAGAUGCGGGAUGGACACCAGACACAGCUCGACUUUUCAGUACAGAUGAUCCUAUGGUGCAGCAAAUGAAUAACCUUAAGCAUUACAUAAAAGAGGCAAAAUUAGCUCAUAAGGUAGACGAAGUUGAGGCCCUUGAACGUAAUCUUGAAGAAUUGCAAGAGGAAUACUGGAGACAGCAAGAACAGAAACGGCAAGAAAGUGAUAGCUAGUCAAAUAAUUUCAUAGUGUAUAUAGCUGGUUACAAAAGUUAUUGAGUUUGGUGCUAUGUUGUUAAUUCAUUAUCAAUACUUGUGAAGUACACUGAAACAAGUGUACUUAUUGCCUAGGUCUCUCUUUGCUAAUUAAAGUCAAUCAAUUCUAUUGUACAGUUGAUCCUGCAACAUAUUAAUUUUCUGUAAUUAUGUCUUAUUCAUGUAUUGCAGUGUUGUAUAUUAAAACUAGGCUCAUUGGUAUUCCUGCUUACUAGAACAUUUUUCUAGGUGAGAAAUGAAUGUAUGCUGGGCUUUGAUUCUUAACAAUUCUUUCAUGUCUAGUGGGUUCUACAUUCUCCUUCAACUUUGAUUCAUUUUGGUUGUAACUGAACAUUUCUUUUUGACCAUGAAUGCCUUUAAAUACCUAGUUUGUGUAAUUGAAAGAAAAGGGAAAGAAAAAAUAUAUGCAUAUCAUUAUUUUUAACCAUUUCUAA